This is a messenger RNA of Mauremys mutica (yellowpond turtle), 2041 nucleotides long. It is a transcript of the gene TANGO2, whose product is annotated as transport and golgi organization 2 homolog. The record is from RefSeq and is a predicted model, not a curated record. The transcript has 10 exons. Gene Ontology annotation, biological process: protein secretion; Golgi organization. Gene Ontology annotation, cellular component: Golgi apparatus. Bases 362 to 1192 code for a protein of 276 amino acids. NCBI's taxonomy places the organism in Eukaryota, Metazoa, Chordata, Testudines, Geoemydidae.
CUUACGCUCCAAUAGUGUACGAAGAAGGAGGGGCCUAUGAAGCCAAUGGGUGUGGCUGUUGUUACGGUGUCGCCUUUUCCCGGAAGCGUGUAACAGCGCGAGGAAGCGCCGCCGUUUCGCUCUGGGUGCUGGGACAGUCAUCCCAGCCCUUCCUUCUUGGGUUGCCACUCUGCUCUUCCUAGAGGGAACUCCCAUAACCUCUCUGCUGGGAGCAUCCUUGCCAGAGGAGCAUACUCAUUCCUACAGUCCUCUCACUGUUCCUCAGCAGCCAGCUCUCCAGCAAAGAGACAUCAUCUGGUUGUUGCAGUAUGACCUUCCACUAACCCUUUCAGAAGAAGCAAGACUUCACCAGCUGUUACCCAUGUGCAUACUUUUCUUCAAGUUUGAUCCUCGUCCAGUUUCAAAAAAUGCAUACAGACUUAUCCUAGCAGCUAAUAGAGAUGAAUUUUACAACAGACCAUCAAAAUCAGCAGACUUUUGGGACAGCAGCAAUGAGAUCCUUAGUGGUUUGGAUAUGGAGGAAGGAAAAGAAGGCGGGACGUGGCUUGGAAUCAGUAAGAAAGGCAAGAUGGCUGCCUUGACAAACUACUUGCAGCCAAAGAUUGAUACAAAUGCAAAGGGAAGAGGUGCACUUGUAAGAAACUUCUUGACUACGGAUCUGGACAGCUUCUCUUACUUGAAGAAAGUUUCAUCAGAAGGACACCUUUACAAUGGAUUUAAUUUAAUAGCAGCCGACUUGAGCACCACCAAGGGAGAUGUAAUUUGCUACUAUGGAAACAAAGGAGAACCAGAACCUAUCUUCCUAAAUGCUGGAAUCUAUGGAUUGAGUAAUUCUCUGUUGGAUACUCCAUGGAAGAAACUUCAGUAUGGAAAGCAGCUUUUCACAGAGGUGAUCAAGCAAAGUCAGGACCUUGCCAAAGAAGACCUGGUGCAGGAGCUCAUUAAAGUGCUGAAUAAUCAAGACCCUCAGCUACCAGAUCCUGCAUUGGAGGAUCAAGGAAAGGAGCAUGUGCAACAUGUACUGAACGAAUAUGCAGCUUUGUGUGUUCGUUGCCCGGGAUAUGGAACCAGGACUAACACAGUCAUUCUCAUUGAUGCAGAAGGACAUGUAACUUUCACAGAGCGCACCAUGCUCAAUGCAGAUAUCAACCAAUGGAAAACAAGCGCCUAUCAAUUCAAACUGGAAACUUAACAACUUUCCAUUUGAAUGGAUCAUGAUAAAAGAAAUAAGAGAACAAGCCAUUGAACUCCACUGAAGGCUUUAUACCAGCCUCCAGCACCCAGAGAUGGAAAGGAAAAGCUUAUUAAAUCCAUAGUAUACCCUAGAAACUACCAAAACCUUUUGCACAAAACCAAGGAAAGAAAGGUUUUACAGUAAAAUUUUGGCUGGAUUAAAAAUGUGUUGCUUCUUGUGCAAGUAUUUGUUUUAAGUUUAAAGGGACACAGUUUAUUUUCUAGGCAUGAUUUUUAAACUAUAUUGUUAAUAUCUAGGGGAUUGGUCCUGCAAGGUAUUGAGUGUUUCUUACAAGGUGCUAAGUGUCCUUAGCUCCUUUUGAUUUCAAUCAGAGCUGAAGGUAUGCAGCACUUUGGAAGAUCAAGUCCUAUGUUAUUAAAGUUCAAAGAUUUUCAGAAUCUAACUUAAACCUUCAGAAUCAAUCAUGAUAACUUUUCGCACUUCACUCCGCUUGGACAAAGACAAACUAGUCAGAUGCACAUUUAUUUAUGGUUGAUUUCUAGUCACUUUGUGAACUGGCACAACUAUGUAAUGUGACUUCUGGAAAUGAUCCCUGGGAAUGGUAGUUAUGUGAAUUAUUAAAAAAAAAAUUCCAUUGGAAUUUUACAAAAAGAAACAUUUCUAUUGAUCUUAGAACAUAAGGUUUUUAGAAAAUCUGUCUCUGCCUUUUCAACACAUGCUUGUAGGGCAGGGGUAGGCAAACUGUUUGGCCCAAGGGCCACAUCGGGGUUGCACAACUAUAUGGAGGGCCGGGUAGGGAAGGCUGUGCCUCCCCAAACAGCCUGGCCUCUGCCCCCUCCCACUUCC